Messenger RNA from Brassica oleracea var. oleracea, 1539 nucleotides. RefSeq lists its product as uncharacterized. Bases 1 to 1539 code for a protein of 512 amino acids. The transcript is spliced from 3 exons. Lineage: Eukaryota; Viridiplantae; Streptophyta; Magnoliopsida; Brassicales; Brassicaceae. The record is from RefSeq and is a predicted model, not a curated record.
AUGUCGUCGCGAAAGAAGAGGGUUGCAAAGUCUGGGGGAAAAGAGAUUGCACAUCCAACAGAGGUGGUGGGGAAUCAGAGGUUACCAUCUCGUUUAUUUGCGACUGACAGAUAUCCGAGCAAACGCUUCAAUUUGAAUGCUUCACUAGAGUACCUUCUACUGGUUAGAGAUGUGUUGGAAGGGACCGACGAAAUGGAGAGGCUGCUAGGAUCUUGCUUUGGAUCUCUAUUUAGGUUGCCGGUGAGGAGGUGUGCUUUCUCUGCGAAGUUAGUUCACGGUUUGCUAACGAGGCAGCUUGUAACAAAGAAAAGGUUAGAGUUGUGGCAUGUUUUUGGAGGUGACCCUAUGAGAUUUUCACUGGCCAAAUUUGGGCAUGUGACGGGUCUUCCGUGUGGAGAGUUUGAAGAGGGGUACGUGGUUGACGACAAGGCGCGGCCACCCAAAGCAGAUUAUGUUUUCUGGGACAGACUUUUGGGUGCAAGUAGGCGUGACAUAACAAUCGCAGAAGUGGCUACAAUGGUUGCAGGUGAUAAGGAGAUGCCACCGACUCGGAAGCUGAAGUUGUGUUUGAUAAUCAUAGUUGAUGGAGUUUUGCUGGCUACAAAUCAGGAACCGAAGCCGUCUGUGAAGCAUGUUAAGCGUCUAGAGAAGCUCGAUCGAUUCCUUUCAUUUCAGUGGGGCCGGGAGUCUUUUUGGUGGACUAUAAGCAGCAUGAUUCCGCCAGCAAAGGUGAUUGGUAAAUGCGACGAUCCGAAUGGUGUAUUCUGUAGGAAGCUUCGGCAGGAGACCAAAGUCCUGGACGGGUUCCCUUGGGCACUGCAGCUGUGGGCAUUUGAAGCGAUACUAGGCUUAAUUGCUCGCCUUGGGGGGAAUGACGAGCAGACAUUGCUGACUUAUGACGGGAAGAAGCUUCCUCAACAGAUGGGGUUGGGCUUGGUGGAUGUGCUACACUCUGAGCAUGACCCAAAGCUAACGGUGCAGCCGAUGUAUGAACCUGGGGGUGAUAAAGAGGACGGUUGGGGGGAGUUUGACUGUGAGAUAUUGGGCAGGAAAGUGGCGUACAUGGUUGGCUUAGUGAAGGCUGGGCAUAAAUUCCGCAAAGGCGAGUGGGUGGGUGGUGACGCGGAGGAGCCAAUCUACAAUCACGAAGAAGCAACAAAGGACAAGAAGAGGAAGCCAUCUAGGGGUCCAAGCAGAGAACAAGAAGGUCAUGCGCUGAAGCAACGAAGGCUUAGUUGGUUUUUCAGCAGGAAAGUGCCUGGCGGAGGACAUGAUGUUGCAGAAUUGCAGGCUAAAGUUGAAAAAUUAAGCAAAGGGUUUGCGAGUUUGGAGAAGGUAGUUGGGAAGCAGGCUAGGUUGUUGAAGAAACUAGUGGUGAAGAGGAAAUCCAAGUUUUCUACCAGUAAAUUGAGUGGUCUCGGAUUGAAGAGGAGGGAGGGCAGGCGUGGGGGCACGAGGCCAAAAAAGUUGUUUGACGGAAGUCCUCCUGUUGGUUCUGAUUGUAGCAGCGAUGAGGAUGGAGACGACCGUAUGAAGUAG